Messenger RNA from Octodon degus (degu), 1407 nucleotides. RefSeq names its product meteorin like, glial cell differentiation regulator (gene Metrnl). The transcript has 4 exons. Gene Ontology annotation, molecular function: hormone activity. Gene Ontology annotation, biological process: energy homeostasis; positive regulation of brown fat cell differentiation. The record is from RefSeq and is a predicted model, not a curated record. Lineage: Eukaryota; Metazoa; Chordata; Mammalia; Rodentia; Octodontidae. Bases 205 to 1161 code for a protein of 318 amino acids.
GCCUGUUCAGUCUCCGGCGACAGCAGCAGGCGCGCAUCUCCGCGCGCGGCUCCAGCUGCGCCGGUAGCGGCGGGCCAGGAUGGGCGGGCGGUCGCGCGGGAGACUGGGGGAGCUCGCGACGUGACCAGCCUGCACGCGGAGCCCGCCCGCCCGCCACCUUGCUGGGUAGAGAGUUUGCCGGGUGGGCUCGGACCCCGCCGGAGCAUGCUGGUCGCGGCUUGCGCGGAUGGGGGGCGCGCGGGGCAGCUGUGGCCGCGGCCCUCCGCCCCGGGCGCGUCCCCGCCGCCGACACCGCCGCCGCUGCCGCGGUUGCUUCUGCUGCUGCUGCUGCCGGCUGUGCUGCUGGGUUGCGCUGGCGCGCAGUACUCCAGCGACCUGUGCAGCUGGAAGGGGAGUGGGCUGACACAUGAAGCACACAAGAAGGAGGUGGAGCAGGUGUACCUGCGCUGCUCAGCCGGCUCUGUGGAGUGGAUGUAUCCAACAGGGGCGCUCAUUGUGAACCUGAGGCCUAACACCUUCUCACCCUCCCGACACCUGACUGUGUGCAUCAAGCCUUUCAGGGACUCCUCGGGGGCUAAUAUUUAUCUGGAAAAAACUGGAGAACUGAGACUGUUGGUGCGGGAUGGAGACAGUGAGCCCAGCCGGGUGCAGUGCUUCAGCCUGGAGCAAGGAGGCCUAUUUGUAGAGGCGACGCCCCAGCAGGACAUCAGCAGGAGGGCCACAGGCUUCCAGUAUGAGCUGAUGAAUGGGCGCCAGGCGCUGGAUCUGCAUGUGCUGACCGCCCCUUGCCGCCCUUGCAGUGAUACUGAAGUCCUCCUCGCCGUCUGCACCAGUGACUUUGUUGUCCGAGGCUCCAUCCAGGAUGUCAUCCAUGAACCAGAACGCCAGGAGUCUGUCAUUCACCUGCGGGUGAGCAGACUCUACCGGCAGAAAAGCAGGGUCUUCCAGCCGGCUCCAGAGGGCAAUGGACACUGGCAGGGCCACGUCACAACGCUGCUGGAGUGUGGUGUGCGGCCGGGCCAUGGGGACUUCCUCUUCACUGGUCAUAUGCACUUUGGGGAGGCACAGCUUGGCUGUGCCCCUCGCUUCAGUGACUUCCAAAGGAUGUACAGGGAUGCAGAGGAGAGAGGGCUGAACCCCUGUGAGAUUGGCACAGAGUGACCAUGGGCCUGGGUGCUGCCCACCUUCUCCUGAUGAACUCCUGCUGGCCGCUGGGGGCUGUAAGCUAGGGCUGUGGGCCAGGUGGUAUUCUGGCCUGGUGCUCUGGCUGUGGAGGUACGUGCUGCUCCGACCCCACAAGAUCCCAGCCACGGACAUCCUGACUGAUUGGAAAUGCUGUAAAAUGCAAACUAAGUUAUUAUUUUUUUGUAAAAAAGAAUGUCCAUAGGAAACAUUCCUAUGUCUGAA